Eremomyces bilateralis CBS 781.70 is the source of this 3123-nucleotide messenger RNA. Its product is annotated as N-acetyltransferase. Gene Ontology annotation, biological process: rRNA acetylation involved in maturation of SSU-rRNA. Gene Ontology annotation, cellular component: nucleolus; 90S preribosome. Gene Ontology annotation, molecular function: 18S rRNA cytidine N-acetyltransferase activity; tRNA binding; ATP binding. The coding region runs from base 1 to 3123 and encodes 1040 amino acids. Lineage: Eukaryota; Fungi; Ascomycota; Dothideomycetes; Eremomycetales; Eremomycetaceae. The record is from RefSeq and is a predicted model, not a curated record. The transcript is spliced from 5 exons.
AUGGUUAAGAAAGCAAUUGACUCAAGGAUUCCAACCUUGAUCCGGAAUGGAAUUCAGGAGAAGAAACGAAGCUUCUUCGUCGUCGUUGGAGACCGACAGAAGGAUGUCAUCGUCAACCUCUACCACAUCCUACUGAAUAUGGAUGUAAAGAGGAAUAAGCAAGUCCUCUGGGCAUACAAGAAUAAACUUCUGGGAUUCACCAGCCACCGGCAGAAGCGCGAAAAGAAAAUCAAGAAAGAAAUCAAGCGCGGGAUCAGAGAUGCUGACACCGAAGAUCCGUUCGAGUUGUUCGUCUCGACGCAAAGCAUUCGGUAUGUCUACUACAAGGAGACAGAUAAGAUUCUAGGUAACACCUAUGGCAUUUGUAUCCUUCAGGACUUCGAGGCAAUCACGCCAAAUCUGCUCGCACGGACGGUGGAAACCGUCGAGGGCGGUGGAUUGGUUAUCAUCCUCCUAAAAGGCAUGAACAGUUUGAAGCAACUGUAUACGUUGUCCAUGGACAUCCAUUCGCGGUAUCGAACGGAAGCCCAUAACGAUGUGGUUGCGAGAUUCAACGAACGCUUCAUUCUGUCACUCGGGAGCUGCGAGUCAUGUCUCGUCGUCGACGACGAGAUGAACGUCCUGCCCCUUUCGGGUGGUAAAAAUCUCAAGCCACUACCCCCUCCGGAAGAGGAUACCCCUCUGAGUCCCAACGCCAAAGAGCUGGCGGAGAUCAAGGACCGUCUUGGGGACGCGAUGCCGGUUGGCCCGCUCCUCAAAUUGGCGAAGACGCUGGACCAAGCGAGGGCACUGCUCACUUUCGUCGAUGCCAUUGCGGAGAAGACGUUGCAGAGCACAGUGACCUUAACCGCCGCACGCGGUCGAGGAAAGUCUGCUGCAUUAGGUAUCGCCAUUGCCGCUGCGGUGGCGCAUGGGUACAGCAACAUCUUCAUCACAUCGCCGAGCCCGGAGAAUUUGAAGACGUUGUUUCAAUUCGUCUUCCUCGCUUUCGAUGCGAUGGAGUACAUGGAUCACACGGAUUACACGAUCAUCCAGUCGACAAAUCCGGACUUCAACAAGGCGAUUGUCCGGGUCAACAUUUUCCGGACGCACCGUCAAACGAUCCAGUACAUCCAGCCUCAAGACGCCCAUGUUUUGGGACAAGCGGAGCUGGUGGUGAUCGACGAGGCCGCCGCGAUUCCUCUUCCUUUGGUCAAGAAAUUGAUGGGGCCAUACCUCGUCUUCAUGGCGUCAACCAUUAAUGGUUAUGAAGGCACCGGACGAUCGCUCUCCUUGAAAUUGAUACAGCAACUCCGAGACGAAUCAAGAGGAAUCAGAUCCAAGGGGGACACCGACUCAAAGACCGAAAGCAGCGGUCAAGUAUCUCGCGCCCGAUCACUACGAGAGAUCACCCUCUCCGAACCAAUCCGUUACGGGCAAGGCGACGCGGUCGAGAAAUGGCUCAACACCCUUCUCUGCCUGGACGCCACCCUCCCCCGAGCGAACCCCGCCAUGCGAGGCGUCCACCACCCCUCCGAAUGCCAACUUCUCUUCGUCAACCGUGACACCCUCUUCUCCUUCCACCCCGUCUCCGAAAAGUUUCUCCAGCAGAUGAUGGCCCUCUACGUCGCCAGCCACUACAAGAACUCCCCCAACGACCUCCAGCUCAUGUCCGACGCCCCCGCCCACCAGCUGUUCGUCCUCGUCCCGCCCAUUGACGAAUCGUCCAGCCGCCUCCCGGAGCCCCUGUGCGUCGUUCAGGUGGCUCUGGAAGGCCAGAUCAGCCGAGAGAGCGUGCUGAACAGCCUCAGCCGCGGCCAGCGCGCCGGAGGCGAUCUGAUCCCCUGGCUUGUCAGCCAGCAAUUCCAGGAUGAGGAGUUCGCCAGUCUUUCCGGCGCCCGCGUCGUCCGCAUCGCGACGAACCCGGAGUAUACGAACAUGGGAUACGGAUCCCGCGCGCUGCAACUCCUCGUGGAUUUCUACGAGGGCAAGUGUGCGAGCUUGUCGGAAGAAGAGCUGUCCGCGCCGCCGGAGAUGGUUCGGGUGACGGACACGGAAUUGGAGCACUCCACCCUGUUGCAGGACAACGUCCGCGUCCGAGACAUCGGCUCGAUGCCGCCUUUGUUCUCGCGCCUGGCGGAGAUCCGCCCGCCACGGCUGGACUACGUGGGCGUCAGCUACGGGCUCACCUCGCCGCUGCACAAGUUCUGGAAGCGCGGGAAAUUCGCGCCCGUCUAUCUCCGGCAAACGGCCAACGACCUCACGGGCGAGCAUACGUGCGUGAUGCUCCGGACCCUGGAUUCCGGCACCACCGACCCGGAAUGGCUCGGCGACUUCGUGCAAGACUUCCACAAGCGAUUCCUCACUCUCCUCUCCUACCAAUUCCGCACCUUCCCCUCCGUCCUCGCCCUCAGUAUCGAAGAGUCCUCCCGCCUCGGCUUCACGCAAUCCCCCACCCCGUUCGCCAAACCGGCCCUCGACACCGCCUUCUCCCCCUUCGACCUCAAGCGCCUUGACAGCUACGCCAACAACAUGCUCGAUUACCACGUCAUCCUCGACCUGCUCCCGCGCAUCUCCACCCUCUACUUCCGUGGCGCCCUGCGUGCCGACGUGUCGCUCUCCGGCGUGCAGACCGCCCUCCUCCUCGCUCUAGGCCUGCAGCGCAAGCAGCUGGAGGAGCUAGAGAAGGAGCUCGGCCUGGGCGCGUCGCAGCUGCUCGCGAUGUUCGUGAAGGUCGUAAGGAAGUUCAGUGGGCAUUUCCGGUCUGUGUCGGCGACAGCGAUCGAGGAGGGGAUGCCGCAGAUGGCGGAGGAGGGGGUUACGGAUGGGGCAAUGCGCGUGGAUCAGAACGCUGGAGCGAGGCUGGAGGAUGAGUUGGCGCUGGGGGCGAGCGAGGUGAAUGAUGCGGAGAAAGAGCGGAUGCGGAGCAUGAUUGAUGCGUUGCCGCUGGACAAGUAUGAGAUCGUGGCGGAAGACAAGGAUUGGAAGGAGGCGGAGCAUCAGGUGCGCAGUGUGCAGACGAAGGGGGGAAAGUCGUCGACAGUUAGCGUACGGAGCACGAAGACGGUGAGUGGGAAGCGGAAGGGGGAGGAUGAGGGGAAGGGGCAGAAGGGGCAGAAGGAUAAGAAGAAGCAGAGGAGGUGA